UAUGCACGUAGCAUCAGGUAGCAUAUGCUUUCGAACAGUCGUGUGUGUAGUGCAUGUUAUGCGUGUAACAGGUUUUAAGAUUUUUUUUCUGUAGUGAUUAAUUUGUGAAAAGUGAUCAAAAUUUAACGGUUUUAUUCUACUAUAAAACAAUAUUAAUGACGAUAUGGGUGUCCCAGCGUUUUUCCGAUGGUUAAGUCGAAAAUAUCCUUCCGUGAUAGUCGAGUGUAUAGAACAAAAGCCAAUAAACUCUAAUGGAGUACAUGUUCCUGUAAACUCAGCAGAUCCUAAUCCAAAUGGGGUUGAGUUUGAUAAUUUAUAUUUGGAUAUGAAUGGAAUCAUUCAUCCAUGUACACAUCCAGUAGAUCAACCUGCGCCAAAGAACGAGGAAGAAAUGAUGGAGGCUAUUUUCGAGUGUAUUGAUCGUUUGUUUCGUAUUGUAAGACCCAGGAAGUUACUUUACAUGGCUAUAGAUGGAGUUGCACCUAGAGCUAAAAUGAAUCAACAAAGAUCACGUCGUUUCCGUGCAUCCAAAGAAGCGAGUGAAAAACUCAUUGAAAUUCAAAGGGUUCGUUCUGAAUUAGCUUUAAAAGGAGCUAUAUUACCACCAGAAAAGCCGAAAGAAGAACACUUUGAUAGCAAUUGCAUUACCCCGGGCACUCCAUUUAUGGCAAGAUUAUCAAAAUGUUUACAUUAUUAUAUACACGAUCGUUUGAAUAAUGAUCCAGGUUGGAGGAACAUAACAGUCAUAUUGAGUGAUGCAAAUGUUCCAGGAGAAGGAGAACACAAAAUAAUGGAUUUUAUUAGAAGACAAAGAGCUCAACCCAAUCAUGACCCUAACACACAGCAUGUAUUGUGUGGUGCCGAUGCUGAUUUAAUUAUGUUGGGUCUCGCUACACAUGAACCCAAUUUUACAAUUAUUCGUGAAGAAUUUAAACCGAAUAAACCAAAACCAUGCGAUAUAUGUGGUCAAUUAGGACACGAAAUGCAAGAAUGUACUGGAGCAGAACAUAAUCAAAAAGAAGAGAACAAUACAUUUUCCGCAGAAUGUCAAUAUAUAUUUGUUCGAUUAAAUGUUUUAAGAGAAUAUUUAGAAAGAGAACUGCAAAUGCCCAAUCUACCGUUUAAAUAUGAUUUUGAACGUGCUAUAGACGAUUGGGUUUUUAUGUGUUUUUUCGUAGGAAAUGAUUUUCUACCUCAUCUUCCGUCAUUGGAAAUUAGAGAAGGAGCUAUUGAUAGGCUUGUAAAUUUGUACAAAAAGGCUGUGUAUAAGACAGGAGGAUUUUUAACGGAUAGUGGUGACGUUAAUUUGGAUAGAGUGCAGAUGAUAAUGUCUGAACUCGGUGAAGUUGAGGAUGAAAUUUUUAAGAAAAGGCAACAGAACGAAUUGGCUUUUAAACAACGUGAAAAGGAUAAGAAAAAAAGAUUAAAAGCACUUAGCAAUUAUAAGCCCAAAUGGAUACCUACAGGACAAUUUGCACCUAUGCCAUUGGGACAAACCGUCAAACCAAUUGAAAAUGCACGCCGUGAAGCUUAUCAAAUGCGCAUGCAAAAUCAACAUUAUAAUACUUGUUCGAUUAUGCAGUCGGAACAUGCAUCGGUAGCAAACACCGCGCUCGAAAGUAUGCUGCGUGCUGAGAAUAAAAACGAUUUAAACAAACGUAGAAUCGAUGAGAUAUCAGCGGAUGAUACUGAUGAUGAUGAUGAUGAUGAUGAUCAAGCACAGGAUGAAGUUAGACUUUGGGAAGAUGGCUUUAAAGAUCGUUAUUAUGAAUCGAAGUUUGACGUAUCUCCCGAGAAUCUCGCAUUUAGAAACAAUGUAGCCUUACAGUAUGUACGAGGUUUGUGUUGGGUUUUACGUUAUUAUUAUCAAGGUUGCGCUUCUUGGAAAUGGUAUUUUCCAUAUCAUUACGCACCUUUUGCAAGUGAUUUUAUUAAUAUCGGUGGUCUUUCUACAGAAUUUGAGAAAAAUACUGUACCAUUUCGUCCUUUAGAACAGCUGAUGGGUGUAUUUCCAGCAGCUAGUAGUAAGCACGUGCCACGACCAUGGGCAAAACUAAUGAAUGAUCCAAAAUCUCCGAUCAUAGAUUUUUAUCCAGAAGACUUUAAGAUAGACCUGAAUGGUAAAAAGUUUGCUUGGCAAGGUGUAGCUUUACUUCCUUUUGUCGAUGAAAAAAGAUUGUUUAAGGCAUUAGAGCCUUAUUACGACAGCUUAACGGAAGCAGAAAAAAGACGAAACGUACGUGGAGACGAUCGCUUGUACGUGGGUAUAGGAAACAAUGGAUAUAAUUUUAUAAAAGGGCUUUAUAUAAAUGGAGUGGGAUUUGAUACUGAAACGCCAAUACGUAUAGAUUGUAUGAGAGGUAUGGUGUUGUUGGCAGAGGAUUGUGUCGGAGAUGGAGCUACACUACUUUCUCCGAUCAAUGGAUUACCAGUAAGAAAUAAUAAAGUAUAUUGUGUACGUUUCCGGGAUCCAAAGUACAAUAGUAAUUUCAUCUUUCCUACAAAGAAAUUGAAAGGUGUUAUAGAACCUGCAAAAGUGUUGAAACCUCAAGACUUUGAACAGAUGAAUCGUAACAAUGGUAAUCAAUGGAGGCCACAGAUCGGUUUUACUCCUUCGACACGAUUUGCAUCUUUAAGCGAGGCUGGUCAUCGAAUGCUCGAUCAUCACACAAAUUUCAACAGAACAUUACCGAUGUAUGGACACGUACCACCACCUCCGAAUGUUUAUCAACAUCAACAGCAAUACCAGCAACAUCACGGAUAUCAUAGUGGAUAUCAAUCGAGAUCGGGAGGAUAUAAUACCGCUAGUUCAAGUGGAUCCUCCUCGUUAUCGUCGGGACCAUGGGCUAGUGGCUAUGGUCCAACACCACAGUAUCUUCAACACCGAUCCAUAGAAUUUCGCCAGCAACAAAGACAUCCUUACUCACACCAACAACAGCAUCAAGCUCGAAAUGGAAACAAUUAUCAGUCUUCUCAGAACAAUUAUCAUGGUUAUCAACAAAGAAAUGGCAAUUCUGAUCGAUAUGGAGGUGGUAGCGGGGGAAAUAGCGGAUGGAGACGAUAAAUGAAUGACUUUUAUCCUUUUCAUAACGUCCGCUCUUAUAUUUUUUUAUAUUUUAUUUUAUGUCUUUUUAAGCUGCAUAAUAAGUUAAAUUGCAUAAUCGAAUUAAUAGUAUAAUCAAAUAGCGGAAUAUAAGAUUAUAAUGUUGGUGUGAAUAAUUCUUUUUGUUACUAUUAACAGCUGAUCUAUCUUUUAUUGUAAAAAAUGAUAGUAUAAAGAUGAAUAACAUAUCUGUGUUCACUAUAGCAUUCGAAUGUGAUAGCAUUCGAUAUAGUUCUUACAUAUUAAAUGUACAUCAUACAUAAUAAGUGCAUAAUUUCAUAUGUAUGUAGAUUAGAAUCAAAGAAAAAAUCACAAUCCGUUUGUGUUCGAUUAUUACUUUUUCUUCUUUUUUUUUUUUAAUGUCCAUAUCGACUUUAUUGAGGGAACAAAAAAGCUUUUUUUAACGAGAGGUUAUAUAUAUAUAUAUAUAUAUAUAUAUAUAUAUGUAUGUAUGUAUGUAUGUAUGUAUAUGUAUUUGUUGGUAAUUCGUAAGAGAAUGAUAAUUAAAUCUAAGAAAGCAUUCGAAACGAAUCUAAUCUAGACAUUAAAUUAAAACGUACAUUUAUUUAAUUUACAAAUUAUAAUGCUGUUACAUAUAUACGAAUGAUUUUAAUGUACGUAUGUAUUGAUAUGUAAAAUUAAUACGUGUUUAUAUAUAUAUUUAUAUAUAUAUAUGUAUAUCUUACUUACAUUUUUUAUGAAAUCAGUUGAAAAAAUUUUCUAGAAACGAUUCGUUUUCGUUUGCGAUCUAUUUCUCGUUACAUAUCUCUAUAUAAAAUAUUAAUAUUCUAUAACAAACAAUUUCAUUUGCAUAAUAUUUCAUACUAUCUUUAAAUACGGUAGUAUCGUCGUCUAUCAUAUUACAGAAAAUAUAUUCUAUUCUUUUUCCAAUUUAGGAUAAAAAUUUUUCUCGAUUAUUAUAACAUUCUAAGCGUUUCAUCGUUUUAUUUUUUAUAUGAUGGUCUUUGUAGGUAAAACGCAGGACAAUCGGCCGAUCGGUUCGAUAGCAGUUAUGUGUAAUGAUUGUAUUACGAUAGACAAAUAGUUAUUGUUCAUAUUGUACAUAAACAUAGAAAUAAUAUACAUUAUCCGCUAUUACUAAACGAUCUAUUAAAUUAGA
Molecule: messenger RNA, 4223 nt
Organism: Vespula pensylvanica (western yellowjacket)
Lineage: Eukaryota; Metazoa; Arthropoda; Insecta; Hymenoptera; Vespidae
Gene: Rat1
Product: 5'-3' exoribonuclease 2 homolog
Exons: 17
Coding region: 164-3064 (966 amino acids)
Biological process (GO): nuclear-transcribed mRNA catabolic process
Cellular component (GO): nucleus
Molecular function (GO): 5'-3' RNA exonuclease activity; RNA binding
Source: RefSeq, a predicted model, not a curated record